Pseudo-nitzschia multistriata is the source of this 2868-nucleotide messenger RNA. The record is from the annotation of a GenBank genome assembly. NCBI's taxonomy places the organism in Eukaryota, Bacillariophyta, Bacillariophyceae, Bacillariales, Bacillariaceae.
CGAAGUAUCGUUGUUCGGCGAGAGGAAUCCCAGGGAGUCAACAGCAACUAGUUAAGAACUGAAUAGAAACGUAUCCACACGAUAUUCCGCUUUGAAUAUUACAAAUUGUUAAUCGACCAUGAAAGGGAAGUUGAAAAAGUUCUUCAGCGGUAGGAACCUGUCGUCUGAGAUCUCCGGAUCCUUCGAUGGUGAUGCUGCUGCGCACGACUCGUUGCUUGGCAGCAACAAGGAGGAGGAUGACUGGGAUGCAUGGAGCAUUGACAAGAAAAAUGACGAUGCGAGUGAUCCGGGCCGUGGUCGUCUAGACCGUCGGGCGGGAACGCGACGAUCGCAUUCGGAACGUCCGUCGAGGAGAAAGCGCUCGAAAAGCGAGGUGAGCAAGAGGCUCAAACGAUUGGAAGGUGAUUUCAUGACCGCUCUGAACUCAUCGAAGAAGAAAUUCAGCAGCAAAAGUGUGGGUGGCGUCUUUAAAGGAAAAAGUUCGGACGUUCGUUCGAGAAUUGAUUCUCUAGCGCUGGAGCGCUCUACAUCUGAUUCUGCAUUCGAUACCAGCAACAUCGACAGAUCCAAAUCGGAAUCGAACUUUGGGCCGAAAUCCACUAAAAAACUGCGCGGAGGACGACGCAAAUCAAUGCUUGACGAACCUACUACGAAUAACGUCUCUACUCGGACCCGAACUAGGUCAUUGUCCAGAGGGAGACGCUCUCUCAAGGCCGACGACCGAGAAGGAAGUUCCUCCCAGCGUUCUUUCUCGAAAGCCAGGAGAUCGGGCUCCAAGAAACCAUCGAGCAAACGAUCGAUCUCGAAGCCACGAAAAUCAAAAUCCACGCAGGACUUUCCCGAAUUGAUCCAACGAGACUCAUCCGAAGGACAGAACAGUGUCUCGACCAUGACCAAGGAAUCGAAGCAGAAAAAGAAGAAGAAGAAGGACAAAAACAUGGACAAGGACAAGGACGAGAGAAAGCAAGCUGGUGAUGAUUUUUCCGUACCAUCCAAGGUGGAAAUGAAUGGCGACUGUGAAAGCCAAGGAAGUAUUACCAUGCACGAUAGCAUUAAGCUGGAAGAACCAACCCGUUCCAAAAAGGGAAAGGACAAAGAAAAGAAGGAAAAAAAGGAAAAGAAGAAAAAGAAGCGAAGCAAAUCGAAAAGCAGUUUUCCAGAUCUUCCUCCAGACGAUUUUGGCGAUGGUCUGGAAGGACUUGCAGAAGAGUUUAGAAGAUCUAAGCAAGCUUAUAGCAAAACUGGCUCUGAAGGAAUGCCUUCCGGGGAACUCCCUCACGGGGAAGACUCGAACUACACGAAAGUUAAUAGCAUGUUCGAGAGCGCUUGGACUGGAAUGGAAAGCGGCAAUGCAAAUGGCGAUUCGAGGAAUCCUUUCGAAGACGAAAAGAAACACAACACGGAAGAUGAUAUUUUGCGACAAGCGGUCGACUUUGAGGUGAAACAAGCCGACACCACGAAUGAAAAGAACGAAGAGAUAUUGAGACUUCAACAGGAGCUUUCGGCUGCGUUACAAAAACAGUUGAAAAUGUCGGAAGAGCAUAUUGAAGAAAGAAAUGAAUUCAUGCAAGUUUCGAGAGACCUCGACCGUUUGAAAGUUGAACUUGCAGAAUCACAAGCCGAGCGCGGUGAAGUUAUGGAAGAAUUGAAACAGCGCGAUGAGGUGAUCGAAAACGAUAGGAACCGGAUUGCUGAUCUGGAACAAGCAAUCGACGAUCAACUUGGAAAGGAGGAAGAACUAGUGAAAAAUCUUCACCACUCAGAAGAAGAAAUCGAACAUUUAUUGGAAGAAAUACAGAAGUUCGAAAAGAAGUUGGACAACGGCGAAACGGAUGGCGGAGGAGCUUCUUUCGUCGAGCUGCGCAAUACGAAGAAAGAAUUGACGGACAGGGAAGAGGAAGUCGUUGCGUUAACGGCAAAGAUUGGGCUGCUUGAGAACGAGUUGAAAGAAUCACUGACUGUCCCUCAACUCCAAAUUGAAGAGCUGGAUCAAGAAAACAAAGCAUUGCAAGGGAGGUUGAAAGGAGAACGACUAGAAUACACAUCCAAGCUGUCAGCCAAGGAUGACAUCAUUUCAAAUCUCCGGUCAGAGCUCAACACUUUUACUUCCACUCCCGACGCCCAAGACCUUCAAUCCGCACGACAAAAACUGACCGAGGCUCGAGAAGACGCUACUCAGGUCAGAGAAGAUCUUGCCAGGACCAGGAAAUAUGUUGAAGAGAUCCAGGGAGAUCGAGAAGAUUUAGUUGAGAAAUACAACUUAUUGAAAGACAAGUCUGUCUUUAUGGAAAAGACUGUGAAGGAUUUGAGCGAAAAGUCGGAUAAUCUGGCUAAAAAACUGCUCGUGUGGACCGAAAAAACUUAUGACUGGAAGAAGAAGGCAGAGGCAGCAGAACGAAAAUUACAGGAGCAGAAGGCUAGCAAAGACAAAGGUGGAAGCGAAACGAAAAGCGCGAAUGCACCCGGAGAUCCCCAAACUAUGUUUUUGCAGGCCGCKAUGGAGAAAGGCAAACCCGAAAAGAAAUCUGGCUCGUGGGGAAUAUUCAAGAAUGGCUCCGGAGACCAAGACUCGUCUCCCGAAGAAGGCGAACUUCGUGCACUUCGAGACAAGAACCUAGAGUUCGAAGCAAAGAUUGCACAACUGAACAGCGACCUCGUCAAGAUGCAAACGGCGCACAAAAACGAGCUGUACAGCACCAAGAAAAAGAUUGCGCAGUUGGAGGGCGAGAACGACGCACUCGUCCUGCAAAAUGCCACCCUCUCGCAGCUAAGCCAGAGGUGAUCGCUCCCAGGCACGAACUGUAUUUAUAUUAUUGUAUUCACAAUCAAACCUAUACCAAGCUCGCGCAAUAACAUAUUUAAAGAAAC